AGGAGUACUCGGGCGCGCGCAAGGGUCACGGCUAGGCUGAGUGGUGCCAGCACCCGCAGCGCAGAAGUCUGGCUGCAGUAGCAGGGUCUGUGUCGCUAGCUGCCCGCUGGGUUCUGAGGAGCAGAUUGUUGGGAUCGCUCAGGGCUCAAAGACUGGCGGAAAUCCGAAGGUAGGAGCAUGCCGGGGCUAUGGAGGCAGAGGCUUCCUUCGGCGUGGGCUUUGCUCCUCCUGCCAUUCCUGCGGCUGCUGAUGCCCGCAGCCCCCGCACCCCACCGCGGGUCCUACAAGCCGGUGAUCGUGGUGCACGGGCUCUUUGACAGUUCAUACAGCUUCCGCCACCUGCUGGACUACAUCAAUGAGACACACCCCGGGACUGUGGUGACAGUGCUUGAUCUCUUCGAUGGCAGAGAGAGCUUGCGGCCCUUGUGGGAGCAGGUGCAAGGGUUCCGAGAGGCUGUUGGCCCCAUCAUGGAAAAGGCCGCUGAAGGGGUGCAUCUCAUCUGUUACUCCCAGGGGGGCCUGGUGUGCCGGGCGUUGCUGUCUGUCAUGGAUGAGCACAACGUGGAUUCUUUCAUCUCGCUGUCCUCUCCACAGAUGGGACAAUAUGGAGACACCGACUACUUGAAGUGGCUCUUCCCGACAUCCAUGCGGUCUAACCUCUAUCGGAUCUGCUAUAGUCCUUGGGGCCAGGAGUUUUCCAUCUGCAACUACUGGCAUGAUCCUCACCACGACGACCUGUACCUCAAUGCCAGUAGCUUCCUGGCCCUCAUCAACGGGGAAAGAGACCAUCCCAAUGCCACUGCGUGGCGGAAGAACUUUCUCCGCGUGGGCCGCCUGGUGCUGAUUGGGGGUCCUGAUGAUGGAGUCAUCACUCCUUGGCAGUCUAGCUUCUUUGGUUUCUAUGACGCCAACGAGACGGUCUUAGAGAUGGAGAAGCAGCCGGUAUAUUUGCGAGACUCCUUUGGGUUGAAGACUCUCUUGGCCCGGGGGGCCAUAGUGAGGUGUCCAAUGGCUGGGAUCUCUCAUACCACCUGGCACUCCAACCGCACGCUCUAUGAUACUUGCAUUGAACCAUGGCUCUCCUGAAGAUGCCCUCAGGAAUCCCCCAGCCCAGAGACAAGUGGUGGCCUUGAGAAACAGAUGCCAGGCUCUGGCAUGUCUGUCAACCACCUCAUGGCUCCCAUACUGCCCCACCCCACCAGGGCUCCCUGAACCCUCCCCUCCGCUCCUCUGUGGAUGACAGGUCCUGGUCCCCUACCUCAUGUCCUCUUCUGGGGAUGUCUCCAUGCUCUCCCUUUCGCCCACGGCUGAGGUUGGGAAGCGAGCACCAGGUUUUUAACUGGCUUCACCGCGGCUGCUGCUCCUCCGGGUCUGGCUGUACCGGAGGAGACCCCAGCCCCUGCCCACCACAGGGCCCCUGCCCACCACAGGGCCCCUCCAGGCCACUCAGGACAUUUUUAGCUUCUGUUUAGUGUCCCCUUUUCUCAACUUCCCUGUCGCCAGCCUCCCCACCAAGAGGGACGCCCAUGAGGGGUUCUGAGGUUCCCCUGUGGGGACAGUUCACUUUUGAAGUGUCAGUGUUGGGGAAUAUCUGUGGCCUGCAAGGCCCAUCUCAGGUUUGGGGAUCCCCCAGUCCCUAUGAUCAGUGUUGGGGUAUCCCCUGGGAGCCUAGGUUCUUUGAGGCCCCAGCCCCUCUUUUAACGACCCUUGAGUGGGUGUUCCCUGUAUUUAUAAAAAUAAAGUUCCCUUUCCUCA
Messenger RNA from Arvicola amphibius (Eurasian water vole), 1755 nucleotides. RefSeq names its product palmitoyl-protein thioesterase 2 (gene Ppt2). Gene Ontology annotation, cellular component: lysosome. The record is from RefSeq and is a predicted model, not a curated record. The transcript has 9 exons. Bases 178 to 1086 code for a protein of 302 amino acids. NCBI's taxonomy places the organism in Eukaryota, Metazoa, Chordata, Mammalia, Rodentia, Cricetidae. Gene Ontology annotation, molecular function: thiolester hydrolase activity; palmitoyl hydrolase activity.